Paramecium sonneborni is the source of this 3369-nucleotide messenger RNA. Lineage: Eukaryota; Ciliophora; Oligohymenophorea; Peniculida; Parameciidae. The record is from the annotation of a GenBank genome assembly.
AUGUCUGUUAUUUUUGAUUAGUUGGAUGUAUACAUUUAAUGAUAACUCUAGAAUAUUUAAUCGCCAAGAUUUAAAUUUAGUUAGGCCAUAAAAUUAGGAGCUUCGCUUUAUUUUAUUGAUAAUCACAACUUAAAAAGACUUGUAGUUAGUGAUAAUCAGAUAACAUAAUUUACUGAAUAGGAGGCAAUUAAUGUGCUUUCUGGAGUUCAGUAAAUUUGUUCUGAUGGAAAAGUAAUAUUUAGUUUAAUGAGUACAAAUUAAAAUAUUUUUCAAGGUAAUGGAGAUAUCUAUUCAAUUGAUUCUUAACCUAAGUAAUUAGUUUCUGGUAAAAAUUAUAUGAAUAUUACUCCAUUGACUGCAAUUGAUCAUUCUGGAAGAGGAUAUUGGUGGAAAACAAAUAAGACAAUUUAUAGUCAUUGUAAACAUUUAAGCAUUUAUAAGGAAAAACUAACUUUAAUUACAAGUAGAAAAUUAAUAUAAAUUUUAUUAGUUGGUGGAAAAAUUUUUAAUAUUGAAAAUGAUGUUUAGACUCCUAUUUAGUAAUUAAAUGGAUUAGGAACUAAUGCUUUUUUCAAGAAAUCUUUAUUAUUUUAAUUUGGAGGUAUAGCCAUAACAGAAAAUGGAGAUGCUUAUUGUUAUACAAAUAAAAUGAUUAAGCUUAAAAUUAAUAAUUUAGAAGAUAUAAGUGCAAAUAAUAAGUUUAUAUUUGCAAUAUAAGGAAAAUCCCUUUUAUAAUGGAAUUUAGAAGAUUUUUAAUCUCAUCAAUUUUAUGUAAAUUAAACUUUAUUUAAAAAAAUGAAUUAUGGUAAUGAAAUAACAAUUAAUUUUAAAAAGAAAGAAUUUUAAGAAAUUAAAUUUAUAUUUUCAGAUUCUUAUUCUCAAUUUUGUUGUGCUUAAUUAAAGAUAAUUUAAAAGAUUAAUUAGAAUGAUUAGUCUAUGUCAGUUUUAGAAAGAACAUUUUGUAGAAGUAGUGUUUCGACUUUAAAAUAAUAAUUAUUUGAUUAAUGGGACCCACCGUCUAAAAAAAGAAAUCAAGAGAUGAGAUAAAGUAGAUAAACAAAAGGUGAAAAAACAGAAAGAUCUGAUACUAGUAAUAGAUUAACUGAUAGAUAUGAAAGAAAAGAUGAUUUAUCCUAAGAAUCAAGAUUUCGUCAAUCAACUAAUAAUAAUAUACUUGAUGCAUUAUUUGAUAGAUCUAACAAAUAAGAAACAAAAGAAAUAGAAUAUAAUUCAGAAAAGAAACAAGAAACUAAUUAAUUUUCUAUUGAUUUGUCUUUUAAUAAUAAAAGAAAUUCCAAAAUUAAAUCUGAGAAUAUAAUUCCACUUGAAAUAACAAAACUUUCUUAAAUCGACAAGUAAUUAUAACUUUAAGGAGAUGAAUAAAUAUGUAUAAGUAAAGAUGAGACAUGUACAAAUAUAGAAAUAGAAGAAGUUUAGAUAAAACCUUCAAAAUUAUUAGAACAAUAUAAAAAAUAAUUUGAUUUGUAAGCCAAACCAAAUAAUGAAGAAUAUAAUUAACCAUCAUUGGAGAAUUGUUAAGAUGUUAAAAUUUAGGAUAGUUAAGAAUAAUUAAAUUAAAUUUAAAAUAUUGAAUCUUAAAACAUAAUAAAUUAAAAAUUAUAAUCCAUAAGAGAAACUUAUGAUUAACCAAGGUUUAAAACAUAGAAUAAUAGUUUAUAUACAUUAGAUGAAGAAAGCUCUUUUGAAUAAAGUGUUUGUUAGGAUGAUGAUGAAAAAGGAAGAUUUUAUUUAAAAAGAUAGCCAUUUUUGAUUAAUGAUAUUUUUGACACUAAAACAGAUAUUAAACCAAAUUAAAAGAAAAUUGAAUAAUUGAAAAUUAAAUUUUCUUAAAACGAGAAUAAUGUUCCUCUUUAAUCUGAAGAAACUUCUAGUUAAUAAUUAAAUUUUAUAAUCCCUGAUAUGGAUUUGCCACCUGUUUAAUCUAAAUUAAAUAAUUUAAUUAAUAAACUUUAUUUAAAACCAGAAAAAUCUUUAGAUGAAGUUUUAGAAUCUCAAACAUAAAAAGAUGAAUAAGAAUCAACAAAUUCACAGAUAACUUUUGAAACUUAAUAAAAAAUUUGUGAAACAUAAUAAAAAUAAAUUAAAUCAUUUUUAAAGAUAGAUUUAACUUAAAAUUCUAAAUAAAAAAAAACAGUUGAAAUCAUGGAAUAACAAUCAGUGAUUGAUUAUUAAAACAACAGUGAUUAUAUUGAUUAAUAACAAGAUAGUUUUAUGUAAAUAUUAAAGAGUGAAAAAAAGUAGGAUAACAAUAAAAUCUAGAAUAUAAUGUAGAUUUUUGAUUAAACAUCUGUUCAACCAAAGAAGAGAACUCCUCAAAGAUAAAAUUUAUUUAAAAAACAUGAAUAAGAAAAUUUAUAAAAAGUUGAGAUUCUGAAUUAAUAAUAAAAUGAAAAAGUAGAUAUAAUAAACAUUUUGACAGAAAAAUAAAAUGAAAAUAUAAUGGAGAAGAAAUUAGAUUCGCCAUAAAAGAAUAAUUUAAAAGAACAAAAGAUUGUUAAUACUAUUUUAGAAAAUAAUAAUAUAUAAGAAUAAUUAAAUGAGGAUAGAAUCAUUUAAUUUAAGAAAAUUGAAGAAUUAGAAACUAAUAUAUAGAAAUCAGUUGAAAAGAAUAAUGAAUAAUUAAUAUAAUCACUCCCUAUUGAAAUGAUUGACUCAUUAGUCUUAAAAAAAGUGAAUUAAUUAAGUGAUAUAAAACAACCUAAAUUUGAUGAAAAAUCAUCUUUAACUUUGUCAGAAUAAAAACAAUCUUUAUCUCGCAUUAAAGUUUAGCCUAUAAAUUGUAGUGCUUUAAGACCAGAAAAGAAUUUUACUCCUUUAAGAAGUAGAAGAGAUAGCCAUACAAGAGGUUCAAGUAUUGAUACUAAUAGAUUUAAACAAUUAUAAAUUGAAACUUAAAUUACUGUUCCAGAAAUAUCUCAUAAAAUAGGAUCAAUCAAUAAUGAAGUUCUUGAUAAUAGUAGUGCUGUUUAUCAUAUUGAUUAAUCUAUUCUUGAUGAUCCAACUAAACGUACUCCAGUUGCUUAAGUUUUGGAUAUUAUUUAUUUAAACUAAUUCUCUAAUUAAAAGAGUAAAGAACCAACAUUAAUUAAAGUUUAAGCAACAUCAUAAAUUCCUUAAUCAUUAAGAUCUACUAGUAUUGAACCAAAUAAAAAAAAAACAGAGACAUCCCCAAUUAAAUAAUUAAAUAUUUAAGUUAGACCAUAGAACAAUGAUAAGGCAUCAAAUAUAAAAAGAAGACAAUAAGAUAUCAUAUUAAGAAAAUUGUUUUUCAGAAUAGAUAUACAUGUUAAAUUAGCUAAAUUAGAGUUUAUGUUUAACUUAAAAUAAAAAGGUGGAAAAAUUAUUUGA